Molecule: messenger RNA, 2209 nt
Organism: Bradysia coprophila
Lineage: Eukaryota; Metazoa; Arthropoda; Insecta; Diptera; Sciaridae
Gene: PPO2
Product: Prophenoloxidase 2
Molecular function (GO): oxidoreductase activity
Source: RefSeq, a predicted model, not a curated record
AUGGCAGACAAAAAGAAUCUUCUGUUGCUAUUCGAUCGUCCCCAAGAACCCGUGUUCAUGGAAAAGGGCGAAACGAAUUCCAGUUCGGUGUUUGAUGUCCCAGACAACUAUCUAACCGAUAGAUAUCGUCCGAUUGGUGCUGAUCUGACAAAUCGUUUCGGCGAACCAGCCAACAGUCGCAUCCCCGUACGCAACAUCACUUUGCCCAGUUUAAGAGUACCCAUGGAACUUGGACGGCACGAACAGUUUUCUCUGUUUAUUCCAAAGCAUCGCCGGAUUGCCGGCACCUUGAUUGAUAUAUUCAUUGGAAUGCGAGAUGUUGACGAUUUGCAAUCGAUGGCCGUGUUUGCCAGAGACCGUUUGAAUCCGUAUUUGUUCAACUAUGCUCUGUCUGUGGCACUGCUGCAUCGGCCGGAUACCAAGGACUUGACGUUGCCGCUGUUCGUUGAAACAUUCCCCGACAAGUAUGUGGAUUCGAAAGUGUUUGCGAAAAUUCGUGAAGAGGCUAGUGUCGUUCCUGACGGAUCCAGAAUGCCGAUUGUGAUUCCUAGGGAUUACACUGCAUCCGAUUUGGAGGAUGAACAUAGACUUUGGUACUUCCGCGAAGAUCUUGGCAUUAACUUGCAUCAUUGGCACUGGCAUUUGGUGUAUCCGUUCGAGGCGUCGAACAGAGCGUUGGUUGCCAAAGAUCGACGAGGCGAAUUGUUUUACUACAUGCAUCAACAGAUCAUUGCCCGUUACAAUUUCGAAAGAUUCAGCAACCAAUUGCCGCGAGUCAAACGGUUCAACAAUUUGAGAGAACCAAUUGCAGAGGCCUAUUUCCCAAAAAUGGACUCACUUGUAGCUAGCCGAGCCUGGCCGGCUCGUGUAGCCAAUACAACAUUGAAGGAUUUGGAUCGUGAAUUGGAUCAAAUUAAAAAUGACGUUGCCGAUUUGGAAAGAUGGAGAGAUCGGUUCUACGAAGCCAUUCAUCAAGGAUUCGUAAUCAAUACACAAAACGAACGCGUUCCCUUGGACGAACGAACUGGUAUCGACACCUUGGGAAAUAUGAUGGAAUCAUCAAUCCUUUCACCGAAUCGUCAGUUGUACGGUGAUUUACACAACAUGGGGCAUGUGUUCAUCUCGUAUUCGCACGAUCCAGACCAUCGACACUUGGAAUCGUUCGGUGUGAUGGGCGAUUCUGCUACAGCAAUGAGAGAUCCCAUCUUUUACAGAUGGCACGCAUACGUCGACGAUAUAUUCCAGGAGCAUAAGGAAUCAUUGACCCCGUAUACCACGACACAAUUAGACUACCCUGGCGUUCAGAUUACUGGUGUUACAGUUCAAAAUGAAUCGGGUGAAACGGGCAAUUUCCAAACCUUCUGGCAACAAUCCGAUGUGGACUUCUCACGUGGUAUGGAUUUCGUACCACGAGGAAGCGUUUUCGCUAGAUUCACCCAUUUACAGCACACUCCAUUCACCUAUCGCAUCCAAGUGAACAGCUCAUCGAGCGCUCAGGUAUUUGGAACGUGUAGAAUCUUCCUAGCUCCUAAAUUCGAUGAAAGGGGCCAGGCUAUGUUGUUCCGAGAUCAGCGUCUUCUGAUGACAGAGAUGGAUAAGUUCACUGUUGCCUUGAAUCCCGGUCCAAACACCAUACCCAGACGAUCGACCGACUCAUCCGUUACCAUUCCGUUUGAGCGCACCUUCCGCAAUUUGGAUCAAAGUCGUCCAAACGCAGGCACAACCGAGGAGGCAGAAUUCAACUUCUGUGGAUGUGGCUGGCCGCAGCAUAUGUUGGUACCGAAAGGAUUACCGGGUGGACUGCAAUGCGAGCUAUUCGUAAUGAUUUCGGAUUAUGAACAGGAUCGAGUUGAUCAAGACUUUGUUGGCAUAUGCAAUGAUGCAGCCUCAUUUUGCGGAGUCCGUGAUCGUCUCUAUCCAGACCAACGUCCAAUGGGAUUUCCGUUUGAUCGUCUGCCCCGUGCAGGAACUGAUAGAAUGUCGAACUUUAUCACAACGAACAUGCAUUUGAGCGACUGUAUGAUUUCGCACACUAAUCAAGUUCGUCAACGUCAAUGAUUUGGUGCUGAGCAAUUUGGAUUCGGAUCGAAUGAACACGGCGACAGUACAACUGACUACCUCACAAUUUACUUACUUUACUAACAAAUGUUUUAAAUCAAUGUUUCCUACUUCUAAUCAAAUAAAUAUUCAAAUUAUUGCGCAACCGCAC